AUGAAAUUCUUCAUAAUAUUUCUCCUGGCUACUAGGCUUAGUGUUGGCAUCGCUUUCUAUUUCUUCUUUGAGCGAAACCGUGCCUCCAAGGAAGAAUGUUCGAAUGGUAUCUGGCAGUCCCACAUGAUCCCGGAACUGUUUUCCGUCUACUGGUCAGGCAGAAAUAAGUUCCUGGAGACGCCCCCCAACCCUGACGGAGUCAACCCUACCUCCGUCUCUCAUAACCGUACCAGCACGGGCGGUAAGAUUGACGAGGAGCACCGUCCACUCUCAUACCUUGACUAUGAGUACAACGUCAUGAACGGAGGGAUCAUCAUGGAAGAGAAGCCGGCCGGCUUUACCCUGUUGGAAAUGAAGCCUUGGGUGCCGGCGGAGCUCAUCGCCACGGAUGACCAAGAAAGGUUACCUGAGUAUAUAAUCUACAAGGGACUUGUUUAUCGUGAUCACCCGAACAUGCUGCGUAUUCACACGGCUUUGAUCACACGACUUGUUACUUCCAACUACUGGAGGGAAUCCCUCAAGUUAUUGCCACGGAAACCCAUUCAAUCAAUACAUUCUCAAUCGACACCCGCGAUUACUAACUUUGAUACAGAACCAUAUCCCGUUCCCCGACAAUAUCAACCAUCGCCUUCACAAUGUGCUACCAAAUUUCCAACUUCCAAUGCCGGGAUAUUUCUCGUGUCCGGAUUCCUUGCUGAAAGUUCAAAGAACGCCGUGAGGCGUGUCUCCGACCUCUUCUUGACUGGCUUUGGCCUGUCCAACCCUGCAACAAGACAGUUCAAGAGGCACAAGAGCCAGGACAUGCUGCUUUCUCACCCCCACCAAGCGGGGAAGGAAAUCCAGAAAGACAGCAACCUCGGUACGGUAACUCCAGCCUCCAGCUGGGCCGAAAUCGUCCAAACCGCAGACGCCCCCGUCCAGUACGGCGCCUCAAUCACCGCUCCAUCCCAUCAGGUUGGACACUGA
Messenger RNA from Fusarium venenatum, 966 nucleotides. NCBI's taxonomy places the organism in Eukaryota, Fungi, Ascomycota, Sordariomycetes, Hypocreales, Nectriaceae. The record is from RefSeq and is a predicted model, not a curated record.